This is a messenger RNA of Empidonax traillii (willow flycatcher), 1255 nucleotides long. It is a transcript of the gene GNB3, whose product is annotated as G protein subunit beta 3. The coding region runs from base 218 to 1240 and encodes 340 amino acids. The record is from RefSeq and is a predicted model, not a curated record. The transcript is spliced from 10 exons. Gene Ontology annotation, cellular component: cytoplasm; heterotrimeric G-protein complex. NCBI's taxonomy places the organism in Eukaryota, Metazoa, Chordata, Aves, Passeriformes, Tyrannidae. Gene Ontology annotation, biological process: G protein-coupled receptor signaling pathway. Gene Ontology annotation, molecular function: protein binding; signaling receptor complex adaptor activity.
GGCUGAGGAGCAGAGAGGGAGCAAAGGACUCUCUGGGUGGGCAAACAGGACUGACUGGAGAAGGCAAAGGGACAAGGGGCUUCUGGUCAGCAAGGAGCUGUUCUGACAAGGGAGGCAGCUGUGAGGGUGCCAUCCAGAAGGGACUGCAACCCAGCUCACUCUACAGAUCCCGAACCAAGGCUGCCCCACGUGAAGGAGCCACCCCUAGGUCAGAAAGAUGGGGGAAAUGGAACAGAUGAAGCAGGAGGCUGAGCAGCUGAAGAAGCAGAUUGCGGACGCCCGGAAAGCCUGUGCAGACACAACGCUGGCUCAGAUUGUGUCUGGAGUGGAGGUUGUUGGCCGCAUCCAGAUGCGGACCAGAAGGACCCUGCGGGGGCACCUGGCCAAGAUCUACGCCUUGCACUGGUCCACAGACUCCAAACUUAUGGUCAGUGCCUCACAAGAUGGGAAACUGAUUGUGUGGGACACAUACACAACUAACAAGGUUCAUGCCAUCCCUUUGCGUUCUUCCUGGGUCAUGACCUGUGCCUAUGCUCCCUCAGGGAAUUUUGUGGCCUGUGGGGGCCUUGACAACGUAUGCUCCAUCUACAACCUCAAGUCUCGUGAAGGCAACGUCAAAGUGAGCAGGGAGCUCUCAGCCCAUACAGGAUACCUCUCCUGCUGCCGAUUUCUUGAUGACAACUCUAUUGUGACUAGCUCUGGAGAUACCACGUGUGCGCUCUGGGACAUUGAGACGGGGCAGCAGAAGACUGUGUUCCUGGGACACACCGGAGACUGUAUGAGCUUGGCUGUCUCCCCAGACUUCAAACUCUUUAUCUCUGGGGCUUGUGAUGCUACUGCCAAACUCUGGGAUGUGCGGGAGGCCUCCUGCCGUCAGACCUUCGGAGGACAUGAGUCUGAUAUCAAUGCAAUCUCUUUCUUCCCUAACGGUGAAGCCAUCUGCACUGGCUCAGAUGAUGCCACCUGCCGUCUCUUUGACCUCCGAGCGGACCAGGAGCUCAUAGUGUACUCUCAUGAGAGCAUCAUCUGUGGAAUCACAUCAGUCGCCCUCUCCCGCAGUGGGCGUCUUGUGCUUGCUGGGUAUGACGACUUCAACUGCAACAUCUGGGACUCCCUGAAAGCAGAGCGUGUGGGUAUCCUUUCUGGCCAUGAUAACAGAGUGAGCUGCCUGGGGGUGACAGCAGAUGGCAUGGCUGUUGCCACUGGCUCCUGGGACAGCUUCCUCAAGAUUUGGAACUGAGGAUGGCGGCAGAGA